Ananas comosus (pineapple) is the source of this 1597-nucleotide messenger RNA. Its product is annotated as 60S ribosomal protein L3-like. NCBI's taxonomy places the organism in Eukaryota, Viridiplantae, Streptophyta, Magnoliopsida, Poales, Bromeliaceae. The coding region runs from base 106 to 1275 and encodes 389 amino acids. Gene Ontology annotation, cellular component: ribosome; cytosolic large ribosomal subunit. The record is from RefSeq and is a predicted model, not a curated record. The transcript is spliced from 6 exons. Gene Ontology annotation, molecular function: RNA binding; structural constituent of ribosome. Gene Ontology annotation, biological process: ribosomal large subunit assembly; translation.
UCUCUCUCUCUCUCUCUCUCUCUCUCUCUCUCUCUCACUCCCAUUUUUAUCUCCGUUGAUCGAUCUUUCCCAUCCAUCCGAGCAGCUGAAAAGGAAUUUAGAGUGAUGUCGCAUCGCAAGUUUGAGCAUCCGCGCCAUGGCUCUCUUGGGUUCCUUCCCAGGAAAAGAGCCUCACGCCAUAGAGGAAAAGUGAAAUCGUUUCCUAAGGAUGAUCCAAGCAAGCAACCAAGGCUUACUGCUUUUAUAGGAUACAAAGCUGGGAUGACCCACAUAGUGAGGGAAGUCGAGAAACCUGGGUCAAAGCUCCAUAAGAAGGAGACAUGUGAGGCAGUAACAGUCAUUGAAGCACCUCCGAUGGUUGUUGUCGGUGUCGUGGGCUAUGUGAAGACCCCUCGGGGCCUGCGGUCUUUGAACACCGUUUGGGCUCAGCAUCUAAGCGAGGAGGUAAAGAGGAGGUUUUACAAGAACUGGUACAAAUCCAAGAAGAAGGCGUUCACAAAGUAUUCAAAGAAGUACGAAACUGAUGAUGGGAAGAAGGAAAUUCAGGUCCAGUUAGAGAAGAUAAAGAAGUAUGCUUCUGUUGUUCGUGUUUUGGCUCACACUCAGAUUCGGAAGAUGAAGGGCUUGAAACAGAAGAAGGCUCAUCUAAUGGAGAUCCAAGUGAACGGGGGAACUGUCGCUGAGAAGGUUGACUAUGCGUAUGGGUUCUUCGAGAAGCAGAUUCCUGUGAAUGCUGUUUUCCAGAAGGAUGAGAUGAUCGACGUCAUAGGAGUUACCAAGGGAAAGGGGUACGAAGGUGUUGUGACCCGCUGGGGUGUAACUCGCCUUCCGCGCAAGACACAUCGAGGGCUCCGCAAGGUUGCUUGCAUCGGUGCGUGGCAUCCAGCUAGGGUUUCUUACACAGUGGCCAGGGCUGGGCAGAACGGCUACCACCAUCGCACUGAGUUGAAUAAGAAGAUUUAUAAAAUGGGAAAGGCCGGGGACGAGUCGCACACGGCUGUAACUGAAUUUGACAGGACGGAGAAGGAUAUAACUCCAAUGGGGGGAUUCCCACACUAUGGAGUAGUGAAGGAUGACUAUAUAAUGAUCAAGGGUUGUUGCAUGGGCCCGAAGAAGCGCGUCCUCACCCUGCGUCAGUCGCUGCUUAAGCAAACCUCGCGCGUGGCCUUGGAGGAGAUCAAGCUCAAGUUCAUCGACACCUCGUCCAAGUUCGGCCACGGCCGCUUCCAGACCACCGAGGAGAAGGCCAAGUUCUACGGAAGGCUCAAGGCUUGAUUGAUCAAGCAGGCGGUGAACGAGCGAGAAAUCUACAUCGCUAUUGAACUUCCUUUUUUUUUUUUCUUUUUUUUUUUUGGGAAUUCUCCAAUUUAUAUAUGCACCAAGACUCUUAGAUCAGGAUGCUCUUUGCAGUUUUUUUUAAAAAAAAUUUUGACUUGUCUAGUGCUCUACUUUGUGCUUGCUUAUCAGAUUUUGUCUGUUGUUUCUUUUUGAGGUUCUAAGAAUGUACUGGCUAUUCUUUUUCUUGUUAUUUGUGGACAACAACUGCAAUUGGUGCAGCAUUUAUCUUUGGUUAUUACAAGAGCCUCUUUUGUUGCUA